Messenger RNA from Telopea speciosissima, 348 nucleotides. RefSeq names its product S-antigen protein-like. The coding region runs from base 1 to 348 and encodes 115 amino acids. The record is from RefSeq and is a predicted model, not a curated record. The transcript has a single exon. Lineage: Eukaryota; Viridiplantae; Streptophyta; Magnoliopsida; Proteales; Proteaceae.
AUGGACCUUGUUGGCAUGAACGCAUUGUGGCCUACAGGCCUUGGUGGCAUGAACGCAUUGUGGCCUACAAACCUUGGUGGUAUGAACGCCUUGUGGCCUACAGGCCUUCGUGGCAUGAAUGCCUCGUGGCCUAUAGGCCUUGGUGGCAUGAACGCCUCGUGGCCCAUAAGCCUUGGUAGCAUGAACGCCUCGUGGCCUACAGGCCUUGAUGGCAUGAACGCCUCAUGGCCUAUAGGCCUUGGUGGUAUGAAUGCCUCAUGGCCUACGGGCCUUGGUGGCAUGAACGCCUCGUGGCCUAUAGGCCUUGGUGGCAUGAAUACCUCGUGGCCUACAGGCCUUCGUGCUUAA